ACCUGUUUUUUUUUCCAUAGCUCAAGAUGGCACAGAGGAGUGGGCAGGAGGACCCGGAGCGGUACCUGUUUGUGGACCGGGCAGUGGUGUACAACCCGGCCACUCAGGCCGACUGGACCGCCAAGAAGCUGGUGUGGAUCCCGUCGGAGCGGCAUGGCUUCGAGGUGGCCAGCAUCCGCGAGGAGCGCGGGGACGAGGUGGUGGUGGAGCUGGCGGAGAAUGGCAAGAAGGCCAUGGUUAACAAGGACGACAUCCAGAAAAUGAACCCACCCAAGUUCAGCAAGGUGGAGGACAUGGCUGAGCUCACCUGCCUGAACGAGGCCUCCGUGCUGCACAACCUGAAGGACCGUUACUACUCUGGGCUGAUAUACACUUACUCUGGACUUUUCUGCGUGGUGAUAAAUCCCUACAAGAAUCUCCCAAUUUACUCGGAUAACAUCAUUGAAAUGUACAGGGGGAAGAAGCGACACGAGAUGCCACCCCACAUCUACGCUAUCUCUGAAUCAGCCUACAGGUGCAUGCUUCAAGAUCGCGAGGACCAAUCAAUUCUUUGCACAGGGGAAUCUGGUGCCGGAAAGACAGAGAACACCAAAAAAGUCAUUCAGUACCUGGCUCACGUUGCCUCCUCCCACAAAGGAAGAAAAGACCACAACAUUCCUCUCGAAUCUCCUAAACCAGUGAAACUACAGAGUGGAUCCCUGUUGUAUGGCGAAUUAGAACGUCAGCUGCUGCAAGCCAACCCCAUUCUGGAGUCCUUUGGAAACGGCAAGACUGUAAAGAAUGACAACUCUUCACGUUUUGGCAAGUUCAUCAGAAUCAACUUUGACGUCACUGGUUACAUAGUAGGGGCCAACAUUGAGACCUACCUGCUGGAGAAGUCCCGCGCCAUUCGCCAGGCCAAAGAUGAGAGAACCUUCCACAUCUUCUACCAGCUUCUUGCUGGGGCCGGUGAACACCUGAAAUCUGACCUGCUGCUGGAAGGGUUUAACAAUUACCGCUUCCUGUCCAACGGAAACAUCCCCAUCCCGGGACAGCAGGACAAAGACAACUUCCAGGAGACCAUGGAUGCCAUGAACAUCAUGAGCUUCAACCACGACGAGAUCCUGGCUAUGCUGAAGGUGGUGUCUUCUGUACUGCAGUUCGGUAACAUUGUCUUCAAGAAGGAAAGGAACACAGACCAGGCCUCCAUGCCUGAGAACACAGCUGCCCAGAAGCUGUGUCACCUGCUAGGACUUAAUGUCAUGGAGUUCACCCGCGCUAUUCUGUCCCCGCGUAUCAAGGUCGGACGAGACUAUGUACAGAAAGCACAGACGAAAGAGCAGGCUGACUUCGCAGUGGAGGCUCUAGCAAAGGCCACCUACGAGCGUCUGUUCCGCUGGCUGGUUCACCGCAUCAACAAAGCCCUGGACAGGACCAAGCGGCAGGGAGCCUCCUUCAUCGGCAUCCUGGAUAUCGCCGGCUUCGAGAUCUUCGAGCUCAACUCCUUCGAGCAGCUCUGCAUCAACUACACCAACGAGAAGCUGCAGCAGCUCUUCAACCACACCAUGUUCAUCCUGGAGCAGGAGGAGUACCAGCGAGAGGGCAUAGAAUGGAACUUCAUCGACUUCGGGCUGGACCUGCAGCCCUGCAUCGACCUGAUUGAGAGACCGGCGCACCCUCCUGGCGUGCUGGCACUACUGGAUGAAGAGUGCUGGUUCCCCAAAGCCACCGAUAAAACCUUUGUAGAGAAGCUGGUCCAGGAGCAGGGCACUCACCCCAAAUUCCAGAAACCUAGACAGCUGAAAGACAAGGCGGACUUCUGCAUCAUGCACUACGCUGGCAGGGUGGAUUACAAAGCUGAUGAAUGGCUGUUGAAGAACAUGGAUCCCCUCAAUGACAAUGUAGCCACACUCCUGCACCAGUCCUCGGACAAGUUUGUUGCAGAACUGUGGAAAGAUGUGGACCGCAUUGUCGGUUUGGACCAGGUGGCAGGCAUGAACGAGACUGCUUUCGGCUCUUCCUACAAGACCAAAAAGGGGAUGUUCCGCACAGUGGGGCAGCUGUACAAGGAGUCUCUCACCAAGCUCAUGGCUACACUCCGCAACACCAACCCCAACUUCGUCAGGUGCAUCAUUCCUAACCACGAAAAGAGGGCUGGAAAGCUGGACCCUCAUCUUGUACUCGACCAGCUGCGUUGUAACGGGGUGUUAGAAGGAAUCCGAAUCUGUCGCCAAGGAUUCCCCAACAGGAUUGUCUUUCAGGAGUUCAGGCAGAGAUAUGAGAUUCUCACUCCUAACGCAAUUCCUAAAGGGUUCAUGGAUGGCAAGCAGGCCUGUGAGCGAAUGAUCCGCGCCCUGGAGCUGGACCUGAACCUGUUCCGGAUCGGACAGAGUAAGAUCUUCUUUCGGGCCGGAGUCCUGGCCCACUUGGAGGAGGAGCGGGACCUCAAGAUCACUGACAUCAUCAUCUACUUCCAGGCAGUCUGCAGGGGAUACCUGGCCAGGAAGGCCUUCGCUAAGAAGCAGCAGCAGCUCAGCGCUCUGAAAGUGCUGCAGAGGAACUGUGCUGCUUACCUCAAACUGCGCCACUGGCAAUGGUGGAGACUGUUCACCAAGGUGAAGCCGCUGCUCCAGGUGACCCGCCAGGAAGAGGAGAUGCUGGCCAAGGACGAGGAGCUGGUCAAGGUGAAGGAGAAGCAAAGCAAGGUGGAGGGGGAAAUGUUGGAGAUGGAGAGGAAACACCAACAGCUGCUAGAGGAGAAGAACAUCCUGGCGGAGCAGCUGCAGGCAGAGACGGAGCUGUUCGCAGAGGCGGAGGAGAUGCGGGCGCGCCUGGCAGCCAAGAAGCAGGAGCUGGAGGAGAUCCUGCACGACCUGGAGUCCCGGGUGGAGGAGGAAGAGGAGCGCAACCAGGGUCUGCAAAACGAGAAGAAGAAGAUGCAGACUCACAUCCAAGACCUGGAGGAGCAGCUUGACGAGGAGGAAGCAGCCAGGCAGAAGCUGCAGCUGGAGAAAGUGACGGCCGAGGCCAAAAUCAAGAAGAUGGAGGAGGACAUUCUCCUGCUGGAGGACCAAAAUUCCAAGUUCAUAAAGGAGAAGAAGCUGCAGGAGGACCGAGUGGCUGAGAUUACAUCUCAUCUGGCAGAGGAGGAAGAGAAGGCCAAGAACCUGACCAAGCUGAAGAACAAGCAGGAGAUGAUGAUCGUAGAUUUGGAAGAGCGGCUGAAGAAGGAGGAGAAGACCAGGCAGGAGCUGGACAAGGCCAAGCGCAAGCUGGACGGGGAGACGACAGAUCUGCAGGACCAGAUCGCAGAGCUGCAGGCGCAGAUAGAGGAGCUGAAGCUGCAGCUGGCCAAGAAAGAAGAGGAGCUGCAGGCUGCCCUGGCCAGGGGCGAUGAGGAGGUGGCCUAUAAGAACAACACCCUGAAGCAGGUGCGGGAGCUGCAGGCCCAGAUUGCUGAGCUGCAGGAAGAUCUGGAGUCGGAGAAAGCCUCCCGCAACAAGGCAGAGAAGCUCAAGAGAGACCUGAGCGAGGAGCUGGAGGCACUCAAGACUGAGCUGGAGGACACCCUAGAUACCACCGCAGCCCAGCAGGAGCUCAGGACCAAGCGAGAGCAGGAGGUGACCGAGCUGAAGAAGGCCAUUGAGGAAGAAACCAGGAACCACGAAUCUCAGAUUCAGGAGAUGAGGCAGAGACACGCCGCGGCCCUGGAGGAUGUCUCAGAGCAGCUGGAGCAGGCUAAGAGGUUCAAGGCAAACCUGGAGAAGAACAAGCAGACCCUGGAGAGCGAUAACAAGGAGAUGUUGGUGGAGGUGAAGGGGCUGCAGCAGGCCAAGGCAGAGUCUGAGCACAAGAGGAAGAAGCUGGAGGGGCAGGUGCAGGAGUUCACAGCCAGGAUCACCGAGGGGGAGAGAGCCAGGAACGAGCUGGCUGAGAAGACUCACAAGCUGCAGAGUGAGCUGGACAAUGUCUCCGCCUUACUGGAGGAGGCAGAGAGGAAGGGCAUUAAACUGGCAAAGGACUCUGCCAGUGUGGAGUCCCAGCUCCAGGAUACACAGGAGCUGCUGCAGGAGGAGACCCGUCAGAAACUGAACCUGAGCAGCCGCGUCCGUCAGCUGGAGGAGGAGAAGAACAGCCUGCAGGAGCAGCAGGAAGAGGAGGAGGAGGCACGCAGGAACCUGGAGAAGCAGCUUGCAUCCCUGCAGGCUCAGCUGACGGAAACCAAGAAGAAGUUGGAGGAGGACGGGGGCGCCAUGGAGGGUCUGGAGGAGGUGAAGAAGAAGCUGCAGAAGGACAUGGAGAGCGUCAGCCAGAGGCUGGAGGAGAAGAGCAUGGCCUUCGACAAGAUGGAGAAGACCAAGAACCGGCUGCAGCAGGAGCUGGAAGACCUCAUGGUGGACCUGGACCACCAGCGCCAGAUCGUCUCCAACCUGGAGAAGAAACAGAAGAAGUUUGACCAGAUGCUGGCGGAGGAGAAGAACAUCUCUGCUCGCUACGCUGAUGAGCGGGACCGCGCAGAAGCCGAGGCCAGGGAGAAGGAGACCAAGGCCCUGGCUUUGACCCGCGCCUUGGACGAGGCUCUGGAGGCCAAGGAGGAGUUCGAGAGGCUCAACAAGCAGCUCCGCACGGAGAUGGAGGACCUCAUGAGCUCCAAGGAUGACGUCGGGAAGAGUGUCCACGAGCUGGAGAAGUCCAAGCGCACUCUGGACCAACAGGUGGAGGAGAUGCGCACGCAGCUGGAGGAGCUGGAAGAUGAGCUGCAGGCCACAGAGGAUGCCAAGCUGAGACUGGAGGUCAACAUGCAGGCCAUGAAGGCUCAGUUCGAGAGGGACCUGCAGGCACGCGAUGAGCAGAACGAGGAGAAGAGGAGGAUGCUGGUCAAGCAGGUGCGAGAGAUGGAGGCUGAGCUGGAGGACGAGCGCAAGCAGAGAGCCCUGGCCGUGGCUGCCAAGAAGAAGCUGGAGAUGGACCUGAAGGACAUGGAGGCUCAGAUCGAGGCGUCCAACAAGGCUCGCGACGAAGCCAUCAAGCAGCUGCGCAAACUGCAGGCACAGAUGAAGGAUUAUCAGCGAGAGCUGGAGGAGGCACGUUCCUCGAGAGACGAGAUCUUCGCUCAGUCCAAGGAGAAUGAGAAGAAGCUGAAGAGCUUGGAGGCGGAAAUCCUCCAACUGCAAGAGGACCUGGCUGCUUCAGAGAGAGGGCGGCGCCAUGCUGAGCAGGAGAGAGACGAGCUGGCUGACGAGAUCUCCAACAGCGCCUCUGGAAAGUCAGCUCUGCUGGAUGAGAAGAGGAGGCUAGAGGCUCGCAUUGCCCAGCUUGAGGAGGAGCUGGAAGAGGAGCAGAGCAACAUGGAGCUGCUCAACGACCGCUUCCGCAAGACCACCAUACAGUUGGACUCCCUGAACACAGAGCUGGCAGGCGAGCGCAGCGCGGCUCAGAAGAGUGAGAAUGCACGUCAGCAGCUGGAGCGGCAGAACAAGGAGCUGAAGGCCAAGCUGCAGGAGCUGGAGGGCUCGGUCAAGUCCAAGUUCAAGGCCACCAUCACCGCCCUGGAGACCAAGAUCGCACAGCUGGAGGAGCAGCUGGAGCAGGAGGCCAAGGAGAGAGCUGCAGCCAACAAGCUGGUGCGUCGCACAGAGAAGAAACUGAAGGAGGUGUUCAUGCAGGUGGAGGAUGAGCGUCGACACGCUGACCAGUACAAAGAACAGAUGGAGAAGGCGAACUCGCGAAUGAAACAGCUGAAGAGGCAGCUGGAGGAGGCAGAGGAGGAGGCGACGAGGGCCAACGCCUCCCGACGCAAACUGCAGCGUGAGCUGGACGACGCGACCGAGGCGAGCGAGGGGCUGAGCCGUGAGGUCAACACACUCAAGAACCGCCUCAGACGAGGUGGACCCAUCACCUUCUCCACCAGCCGCUCCGGCCGGCGGCAGCUCCAGAUCGAGGGCGCCUCCCUGGAUCUCUCGGACGACGACGCAGACGGGAAAGCCAGCGAGCUGAACGAGAUACAGGCCGCCCAGGCAGAAUAGAGCCUGAGCCCCGAGCCAGUCUGCAUGCAAGCACCCUGCAGUCCUCCCCUGACUCAACAUGAGGGACAUUCAGCAGAUACAACCUGUCCGCCAAAUUGCCUUUGCAAUCUGCAAGGCUACUGAAAUCAUUGACGUGUUGCGUCUUAAUAACUUUCUAUAGCCUUGGCAUAUUGUACUCUUGCUUAAAAAUAUAGGUACAAGAAAGUGCAUUUUAUUUGUAUGCAUUGUUAAAAUUAUAUAUAUAUAUAUAUAUAUAUAGAUAUAUAUAUUAUAUAUAUAUAUAUAUAUAGAUUUAAAAAAUAUUCAGUGUAAAGCCAUUUUCUAGAGCAUUAACACUAAAGAAAUAAGCACUCUUGUUAGAAGGUAUUCAUUCAUUCCCAGAGAUUUCUUAGCAAAGAUCGUUAUGCAUGCCACUUUUUCAGUUUGCUUCAAAAAUAAAAUAAAAAAGAUGAUGAUUUUGUAAUGUGGCACUUGGACCUGUACUGAGUCUGAAACCAUUUCUUAAUUCUGUAAGAAAAUGUAACAGCUUAAACUAGAAACACAGUAUGCAUUCUUCACCUGUGGAUUAACUCAUGAAGCAGCAAUGGUAUUUGUAACCUAUUACGUUAAUAAUAGAGAAAAAUGGGUGCGUUUUUAAGGUAGCAGUGUUACUGUAGCAUUUGUUUGGCAGGCAGUAAUUUUAAGCUUUAGUAAUAGCAGUAUUUAAAUGAUAAGGAAGACCUGUGAUACAAGAGAAAACCUGCACACAGCUUUAGUAGUGUCUGUAUGCAAGCUGCUUGCUGUGGCAUUUUAAUACAUUUCAGACUGGUCUGCACUUGCAAAUUAAUGUCAGUUCAUCACUCUGUUUCACCAAGUCAUUUAUAUGGCACACAGAAGGCAUGAAUUAAGGACUCCUUAUUUCCUUCUUACCUUAACUGAAGUUUGAUUGCCUUUUGCUGUCCCUUUUUUUUUUAACCUCUUUGUUCACUACUCUGACUACAACACUACAUCGCCUCCACAAAUUUAAGAUGCUUAGUACUUUAUAAUUCCAGUUCUACAGUAUUUUCUCUACAUUGAAAGAAAUACACUAGUGAAUGUGAAGUUUUGAACGCCUAGGGAGAAGGUUGUUUUAAAGUUAAAUAUGGUGCCAUUAUUUGCUUAACAGUGUUAGUACUGCAUAUCUGCAGUGUUAGCAAGCCUGCACCUGCAUGUCCAGCCACUUUUUUUUUAGUUUCAUUUUAAAAAAAUGAAAGUAAGGUUUCAAGCACUGUUAGCAUAUAAUUAAACCAAUGUUUCUUUAAAAAGUGCCUGAGAAAGCAUUACUAGUGAGAAUCUUCAUAUACAAAUAUACACGUAUAUCUAACAUUGCAACAACUACAAAUGUGUAACAAGUUUAAACCUGUUUUAAUUGUAUUACUUUUCGCUGUGCUUUCAUAUGUUAUAUGUGGUAUGUACCUCUCCUGUUCCAGCAGUAGAGGUAUUAAGUGGUUAUGAAUCAGUGUUAGUAACUGAAAAGUUGAGCCUUCUGCCACAUGCAGGAAGUGUUGUGAUUUCAUUUGGUUAAAAGCUUUAACAUCUGUGACAUACAGUAGUUAAAUUGUUGAACUGACUGUUGACAACCAGGCAUUCGGCUGCAGAGAUCUCCUUUUAUUUCUUGUA
Molecule: messenger RNA, 7643 nt
Organism: Polyodon spathula (Mississippi paddlefish)
Lineage: Eukaryota; Metazoa; Chordata; Actinopteri; Acipenseriformes; Polyodontidae
Product: myosin-10
Exons: 42
Coding region: 27-6005 (1992 amino acids)
Cellular component (GO): myosin complex
Molecular function (GO): cytoskeletal motor activity; actin filament binding; ATP binding
Source: RefSeq, a predicted model, not a curated record